This is a messenger RNA of Papilio machaon (common yellow swallowtail), 3125 nucleotides long. It is a transcript of the gene Psi, whose product is annotated as far upstream element-binding protein 3. Gene Ontology annotation, molecular function: mRNA binding. Bases 138 to 2321 code for a protein of 727 amino acids. Gene Ontology annotation, cellular component: nucleus; cytoplasm. The record is from RefSeq and is a predicted model, not a curated record. NCBI's taxonomy places the organism in Eukaryota, Metazoa, Arthropoda, Insecta, Lepidoptera, Papilionidae. Gene Ontology annotation, biological process: regulation of DNA-templated transcription. The transcript is spliced from 16 exons.
ACAUUAUACAAACUUUCUUUCUGAUUAUGGUUCGCGUCGUUCUCGCAAGUUGCGAGGCAAGUGUCUAGCGAUUUUGGAUAGAUAUCCUUUAUUAAUGGCUGCCGUAUUCCGCAAUUGAAUGUGCACUUUAAUCAAACAUGAGUGAUUAUUCUUCUAUGGCUACGCUUCCGAAUAAUAGCCAAACGGCGGGAUUUGCGGCUGCUGUACAACGUGCUAGCUUGAUUGCGGCUAAAAUUAGCGGAGGAAGUAGCAAGAGGCCUCUUGAAGACGGACCGGAACCUAUUGCAAAAAAAUUGGCGCCAGUGGAUACAGUAUUUCCUCAACCACCACAACAACAACAACCACCAAUGAGCAGUGCAACAGCAGCAGUAGCGGCAGUGGCAGCGGCGCGCAUGGCGGCCAACCCCGCGCCCCCCGCACCGCCCUCCGGGCCCCCUAACAUGAUGCCUGACCAGCAGAUCAAUGAGUACAUUAGAGUGCCCGACAAGAUGGUUGGAUUAAUCAUAGGUCGUGGUGGUGAGCAGAUCACACGUCUGCAAGCAGAGUCAGGCUGCAAGAUACAGAUGGCACCAGACUCAGGCGGACAACCUGAUAGGCUUUGUACCCUUACCGGAUCUAGGGAAGCUAUUGCUAGGGCCAAGGAGCUGGUGAAUCAGAUAGUGAAUCACAGGGGGCGGGAGAAUGCCCCUCAGCACCAGGAUAUCCAGGGUGGAGGCCCGCCCAUGCCGCGAUCCGUCGGCGGCGGCGGUGGCGGACUCGCUAUAACUGAAGAAAUAACGCUUCCGGGGCCCAAAGUGGGUCUUAUUAUUGGCAAAAAUGGCAAGACCAUAAAACAACUUCAAGAGCAGUCCGGGGCUAAAAUGGUUGUUAUACAGGAUGGACCUAAUACUGAAUAUGAGAAACCACUUCGUAUAUCUGGUGAUCCGACCAAAGUGGAGAUUGCAAAGCAACUGGUGUACGAACUGUUAGCUGACAAAGACAUGCAGCAAGGAGGCCAGCGGCCACCGUACGAUGAUGGGUACUCACAGGAUCAAGGCAAUGGACUUGGCACUAACGCUACUGAGGUGUUAGUACCAAAGAUAGCAGUGGGUGUAGUAAUAGGACGCGGUGGUGACAUGAUUAAGAAGAUACAAGCGGAGACAGGCUGCAGGGUGCAAUUCCAUCAGGAGAGGGACGACGGACCUGGAGACAAAAGAUGUUACCUACAAGGCAAACCUCACCAAGUGGAUCAGGCCAGGCAAAUGAUUGAAGACCUCAUCGCCAGCGUCACUCGUCGCGAGCAGGAUGUGCGUGCGAUGCGGGGUGCUGGCGGCGGCGGCGGCGGUAGCGGCGGCGGAGCGGGGGGCGGCGGCGGUGGGCGGGGCGCGCGGAAUGGUGACCGCGACUAUCAGUGGCAGGACACACCCGAGAUGCGCGUCACAUUCACCAUAUCCAAUGUCAAGUGCGGACUCAUCAUUGGCAGGGGUGGUGAGGUGAUAAAGCAAAUAAACGCGCAGUCGGGCGCGCACUGCGAGCUGGACCGGCGCGCGCAAGGCGGCGACCGCAACAACCGCACCUUCUACAUCCGCGGACACCCCGAUGCCGUUGAGCACUGCAAGCGCAUCAUCAUGGAGAAAGUCGGCAUGCCAGUAACUUUCAUCCCUGAGGGUAAUGGCAACGGAGGCAAUGGCGGCGGGUCGGGUGGCGGUGGUCCCGGUGGCAACGGUGAUAUGUACGGUGGGCCCGCAUCAGGCCCGCCCGCCUGGGGGUACAACCCGCAUUGGCACCAGCCCGCGCAGCAGCAACAAACUCAGCAACAAGUAAACAUCAAUCCGGUGACUGGUCAGCCAGACUACUCGCAGCAGUGGAUCGACUACUACCGGUCGCUAGGACUGAUGCGCGAGGCAGAGGCCAUAGAGCAGCAGGCAAAGCAGCAGCAACAGCAGCAGCACCAGCCGCAGCAGCCAGGGCCAUCAUCGAGUCCUCCUAGCGGCGUGUCAAGCGGCGGCGGCGGGAGUACACCGGGUGGUGCGGGCGGCGCAGGGGGUGCGGGGGGCGGGGGCGCGGACUACAGCGCUCAGUGGGCGGAGUACUACCGCGGUAUAGGCAAGCUCAAGGAGGCUGAGGCUAUCGAGGCGCAGAUGAAACUUAAGGAACAAUAUCAGCAGCAGCCGACUCCUACUUCGACGGCGGCUCCGACGCCCUCCCCUGCGGCGCACUCGCCCGCCCCCGCGCCCUCCGUGCAGUACAACGCGCACUACCCCAUGUACCCGCCCGGCGCGCCCGUCUACCCCGGCUACGCGCCCUACCCCUACCCCGGUGCGCCCGAACAUCAGCAGUAAGCGCAGAAGGAGCGAGCCCGUAAGCGCACCCGAAGAGAACUCUCCGUACUAGAUUGUAACUUUAUGUCGCAUACUAUCGCGGAAGCGAAGCGGAAUACAUGCGAAAUUUGAUGUAAUUUUUCUAGAUUUGGGACUUUUCUGUGUUCCGUUUUAGUGUCUCGGUGUUUUACAGGCAGUAAGCUUAAUAUUGGUUUCGUUUCGCUUUCGUGUAUGUGUGCACAUGUCUUAAUAUAAGCGAAUCCGUUUCCACUGUCGACCGUCAACCCGCAAUAAAUAGUUUUUUUUAACACAUAAAAUUUUGGACAUAUUUUAUUUCUUGUGGGGUUUAGACAGUUGUGUACUACGACUUGUUAUUUUUGAGAUUAUAACCGAUUUUUUUUUAAAUAACAUACUUGUGUUUAUGAAUUUGUCAUCGGCUGUGUGGUGUAUUUGUAUUAUUAAUUACGGAAUAUAUUUAUUGUCACCUGAUUGGUACUGUGUUGUGUGGAUACUGAUGUGUGUCAUGCCAGUCUGUACAGGUUUAAAGUAAUGCCACACUGCCUUUAAAGAUGUAAUACGACGGAGCUAUAAAGUGAGAGAGAGACGGAAACGGAAAAAAUAGUGAUACUUCGCCGCUGAGGAAUGGAGGUAAAUGCACUAUUGAGUGAAUUAGAUACACACACUAUUACAUUAUAAUUGUGGACUUUCACGGAUAUUUUCAUAUGUAAUCUUCGCUUCCCAAUUGUGAAGGACGACGAUUCUAGAUUUGGUAGGAUUUUUUUAUAAAAUUAAGGGUUCGUUCCACUAAAACGGAACAGGUACUUA